AUGGCCAAUUUUCUAUCUACAAUUGGCAUUUCCAAGGGCGACAUUAUACCCCUGUUAUUAGACAAAUCCCCCCUAACCAUAAUUUCAAUCCUCUCUCUCCUAAAGCUUGGAGCAGCUUGCCUUCCCCUCAGUCCUGAGAACCCUCUGGAUAGGAAUCUAUUCGUGGCACUCGAAACUAACGCCAAAAUAGCACUCACGGAAACAAAAUACAUUGUGGUCACUCACGGAUCCUGCUCUGCGGUCAUCAAAUCCCUGCUCGAGUCGGAAGGGAAAGAGAACGGCAACUUCAAAACCCUGUUCCUUUCGAAUUACGUUUUUGACGCAUCUAUCUAUGACAUUUUUCUACCCUUGCAUAGAGGUGCUACCCUAGGCUUAGCCCAGGCGGAUCGACUUGUGAAUGAUUUGGCUGAAGUCAUCAACGAAAUUCAGGUCGAGCACAUGUUUUUGACGCCAACCGUGGCUCGUCUUCUCAAACCUGAUGAUGUCCCAUUACCUGAGUCUUUUUCAGUUGGGGGAGAGCCAGUUACACAGGAGAUUGUGGAUAUAUGGGCUGACCGUAUACAACUCAACAAUGUCUAUGGGCCAACAGAAACAUCUGUUAUGGUCACCCUAAAAAGGUGUUUCUCUGGCCUCUCGGGGAGGAACAUUGGCAAAGCUCUUCCUUCCGCCUUCCCGGCCAUCCUUCAAGCCACCGGUAAAAACCUGUCCCGUACGGUGCUGUUGGAGAACUUUGCAUUUCUUGGGCCACAGCUAGCGGUGGGUUACCUGAAGAGGCCAGAAAUUACAGAGAAGGCAUUAGUGCAACUUGACCUCAAGGGCAAUCGUCGAAUCUAUCGCACAGGCGAUCUGGUUUGCUUCCUGCCGGGCAAAGAAAUUGAGUAUAUGGGCCGAAAAGAUGACCAAGUUAAAAUUAAUGGACACCGAAUCGAACUUGGGGAGAUCGAACAUGCUAUGCUCAAGACUGACGAAAUGAAGGAAUGCUGUGUCAUUGUCGGGAACUGCGGAACCAAGGCUCACCUAGUUUCCUUCGUGGUAUUUCAACCUUCCUCUCAAGAUGGAGUCCUGACUUUGAAAGACUAUUCCGAACAAGUCCUCCGACUAAGAGAGGGUCUUACCAGCUUACUCCCAUAUAUGAUUCCCAAGGCCGUUCUUCCUUUAGGCUCGAUGCCACGAAUGCCAUCUGGGAAAAACAGAAAGCAUUUGAAGAUAAUCUCUGAGUCGUUGAGCCUCCAGAAUCUUGCGGAAUACUCAUUUGACGGAAUAGCUGCCUCUGGGCCCCAAUACAUUGUCCCCGCUAGUACAGAGAAACAAAAGUCUUUGCAAGCAGCAUGGGCCGCUAUCUUACACAUUUCUACUGAUACAUAUGGUCUCGAGGCAAACUUUCUAAGCCUAGGGGGUGACUAUAUUGCUGCCAUUAAUAUCGUCAGCCACCUUCACAAGGAUGGACACCUAAUAUCUGUAGGAGACAUUCUCAAGUUCCCAAAUCUCAAAGGGAAGACGGAUCGCAUGCGCGAAGAAAACGUCAAAGAUACGAAUGUGGAAAGACCAUCUUCAAGGCUCCACAUGAGAUUCGAUCUGCCAUUUCAACAUCUGGCCUUUUCCCUAAAGUGGAUCGUCAUGGCGGAGUCGCAGGUGACCAUGCCACAGCCGUAUGCGCUUGAAAUGGAAGUUGCGAAGAUGGCCAGUGGUGGACACAGGUUCAAGUUUACGUUUGAUGACCUGGCUAAGUAG
Paracoccidioides brasiliensis Pb18 is the source of this 1731-nucleotide messenger RNA. RefSeq lists its product as uncharacterized. Gene Ontology annotation, cellular component: cytoplasm. The record is from RefSeq and is a predicted model, not a curated record. Gene Ontology annotation, molecular function: phosphopantetheine binding. The transcript has 2 exons. Bases 1 to 1731 code for a protein of 576 amino acids. Gene Ontology annotation, biological process: secondary metabolite biosynthetic process; amino acid activation for nonribosomal peptide biosynthetic process.